AUGGCGAAGGAUGGCGAGAAGCAGCACCACGAAAAGCAGGUUACUGGGAGCGCGCAAAGUCCCCUGGGGGGAAAUGCUGGCACUCAGGGGGAGAAUGCGCGGGAAGGGGAGGGUGGCGCGGAGGGUGACGCGCAGGAAGGGGAAGGUGGAGCGGGUAACGAGAAGAACGACGGGGGGGACAGGGAGGGGGGGGUUUCUGGAGGAGAGGAGGCAGCGGAUGGUGACGGCCUGCAGGCUGCAGGCAGCGGCGUGCUUGCUGCUGGUAGAGCAUCUAACGACCAGGAUGCAGCGGGCGCUGGUCAAUCAACGGCUCACGCUGCAGCUGAAGCGAGGGGCCCUGGGGAUACUGCUGCUGCUGUGGCGAUGGCUGCUGGUGCUCCUGGCGCUGAUGGUAUGGCUGGGGAGGGUACAGCCGGGGAAGGUUUACCUGGCGCUGGUGUGGAGGCUAUGAUGGCAGAUGAAGGGACAGGGGAGCUCGCACAAGCAGCAGUCAUGGGAGGGGCAGGAGGGCGAGGAGGAGCAGUAGGCGGAGCAGCAGGCGGAGCAUUAGGGGUAGGAGUGGGGCCAGGAGGGGCAGGAGGAGGAAUAGGAGGAGGAAUAGGAGGAAUAGGAGGAGGAAUAGGAGGAGGAAUAGGAGGAGGAAUAGGAGGAGGAAUAGGAGGAGCGAUACACGGUGGUAUGGGCGGGGAUGGUGAGGGCGAGCGCGAGGGUGAAGGGGCAUGCAGUGCAGGGGGGGAGGAUGCUGCUGCAGCAGCAGCAGCAGCAGCAGCGAUGGGGAUGGGGAUGCCGGUGGUGGUGGACGUGUCGCCAGAGGAUGGCGUGUUGCCUGCUGUGGGCGGGUCGGCUAACGUGGAUGGGUGUGUGCGCAAGCUCAUGGAAUUCAUGUACCACCAGCGCCGCCGCCCUGCUGACAACAACGUGGAGUUCUGGCGUCAGUUCGUCGCGCAGUACUUUGCCCCGAACGCCCGCAAGCGCUGGUGUGUUGCCUCCUACGGCAGGAGCGGCCGCCAGCCGGCCGGUGUCUUCCCGCAGGACAUCUGGCCCUGCGACCUCUGUGGCGCCAGCCCUGGCAGAGGCUUCGAGAUGACGAUGGAAGUUCUGCCCCGGCUGUUCAAGAUCAAGUACGACAGCGGCGUGCUGGAGGAGGUGCUUUAUGCGGAUCUACCCGCGGAGUACAUGCUGCCAGGUGGCGCCGUGGUAUUGGAGUACGACCACGCCAUCCAGGAGAGCCUCUUUGAGCAGCUGAGGGUGGUGCGGAAAGGGAAGCUCAAAAUCGUCUUUAACUCCGACCUUAAGAUCACCCUAUGGGAGUUCUGCACGCAGAACCACGAGGAGCUCGUGCCACGACGCCUCGUACUGCAGCAGGUGAGUCGGCUGGCGGAUCUCGCCUUCAAGUUCCAGAACCACUUGCCGGGGUCCCUCACGCCCAAUCAGCUCCACUCCCAUUGCGCCACGUAA
Molecule: messenger RNA, 1458 nt
Organism: Closterium sp. Yama58-4
Lineage: Eukaryota; Viridiplantae; Streptophyta; Zygnematophyceae; Desmidiales; Closteriaceae
Source: the annotation of a GenBank genome assembly